Protopolystoma xenopodis is the source of this 216-nucleotide messenger RNA. Lineage: Eukaryota; Metazoa; Platyhelminthes; Monogenea; Polystomatidea; Polystomatidae. The record is from the annotation of a GenBank genome assembly.
AUGGUGCUACGAAUGGCGAGACUACCUGACGAUGCCGACUACGAUGCGGGCGAAACAUCUGGGAAUGUACCACGUACACGGUCCUACUCUGGAAAUGAUGAUGCUUUCAAUGGACCCAGGACUAGGUGCGUUUCUUUAAGUCUUCCUACCCAUAUGACCGAGUUGCGAAAACAAGGUCAAACAACUUCCAAUAACUUAUGUAGUCGAAUUCUGUAG